AUGCAGACUUCAAUGAUGCCCCGUCGACACAAAUUUGCCCCUCAUCUCGUGACGAUCUCCGAGACUGCUACCAUUUUCGUAAGCAAGGAGAAAAAGUCCUGCAUUGCAGAACUAGAGACAGGUAGUAUCUCUACACGUUCGAAUGAUGCGAGAAUUACACGAUCAAACUCUGCACCACCUGACGCGGAAGCGAUUAACCGACGAUUGCCAAUGUUAAUGUCGGCGCGUAAUCGUUCACAUUCGGCCGAGUGUCUGUUAAGGGCCACUACUAAGACCUGCACGACAACGACAGCCGAGACUCGCGCUCCAUUCUUCAACAUUAUCGACGAUUGCUCGCAGAAACUUGACAAGACCAACAAAUAUGGACGAUCGAAACUUCACAAUGCCGUUCGGAAGGGUGACAAACAAGCAAUCACACAUCUUCUCGCGACUGAGCCUGAAUUGCUACACCAAGCGGAUAAGCGAGGCAAUCAUCCGCUACAUUAUGCCGCUAGUCCCAAUGUCCCGAACGGUGUUGCUGUCGCCUGUUUGUUGCUCAAAGCUGGUGCAUCCGUGAACGCAAUGAAUAACCGACAACAGACACCUCUAUUCAUCGCUGUCAUCUCGAACAACACUGAUGACGACACUAUACCGAGACUUCUCCUUUUUCACCAUGCAAAACCGAUGAUUAAGGUCACGAAUGAUCUUAUGCUGGCACAUUACGCCUCCUCUCGAGGUCAUUACAAGGUCGCUGCUACCAUUCGUGAGUACAUUUGA
Molecule: messenger RNA, 756 nt
Organism: Peronospora belbahrii
Lineage: Eukaryota; Oomycota; Peronosporomycetes; Peronosporales; Peronosporaceae
Source: the annotation of a GenBank genome assembly